AUGGCAUCCACCCCCAACGCCGCUGCUCGGGUCGAAAUCACAGACCCGGUCUCGCUCACGAAUCCGUCAGGUGGGCUCAACCCAUCCGCAGUGGGAUGGACACGAACCCCGCUACACGACACCGACGCCAUCGGUACCACAUGGACGAGCUUCAUGCGCAACAAGCGGUGGGAGUACUGGGCCGUCGUGACCCCAACGCACAUCAUCAGCUUGACCGUAAGCAACAUCGACUACGCGGGCGUGUGCGCCUUGUUCGUGCUUGACCGCGCGACUAACACCGAAAUCAACACCGAGCUCGUGGCCCCGCUCGCAUGGGGCGUCACUCUGCCUGGAACACUGGAUGGUGGAGUGGCCAGCGUCAAGAGCCGUGGUCUCGACAUCACAAUCACACCCGAGGAGGGUGGAACACGCCUGCAGGCGCGCUCGGCUCGCGUAUCGAUUGACAUCUUCGCCGCGCUACCAAAGGGGCAUGAGCGCCUCGGCGUUGUCGUUCCCUGGUCGGAGUGGGUGUUCCAGUACACCGUCAAAGAUAUUGGUCUACCCGCUACGGGAACGGUGACUAUCGAUGGCACCGAGAUCGCUCUCCCACCAGGCCAGAGCUGGGCCACUCUCGACCACGGCCGUGGCCGCUGGCCCCGCUCCAUCACCUGGAACUGGGGUACGGGCGUGGAGACACAGCCCUCUGGACGCGUGGUGGGCAUCCAGGUCGGCGGCAAGUGGACGGACGGAACGGGUGCGACCGAGAAUUCACUCCUGGUGGACGGCCGGGUGUCCAAGAUCCACGACGAGCUCCAGUGGACAUAUGACAUCAAGGACCUGAGCGACAAGACGGUAGAGAAGGUCUGGAAGAUUACGGGUGAUGGGGUAGACCUCAAGUUCCGCGUGGAGCAUGUCCGCGAGGCCCAUACCGACCUCAAGAUCAUCACGUCCAAGACGUGGCAGUGCUUUGGCGCCUGGUCAGGGACCGUCAAGGACGAGAAUGGCAAGGAUGUGGUGAUUGAAGCAGCCUAUGGGUGGGCCGAGCAUGUUGAGCAGUACUGGUAG
This is a messenger RNA of Apiotrichum porosum, 1044 nucleotides long. RefSeq lists its product as uncharacterized. NCBI's taxonomy places the organism in Eukaryota, Fungi, Basidiomycota, Tremellomycetes, Trichosporonales, Trichosporonaceae. The transcript has a single exon. Bases 1 to 1044 code for a protein of 347 amino acids. The record is from RefSeq and is a predicted model, not a curated record.